AUGACCGAUUCUCAGGAACGCAAUGGUGAUAAUAAAAAGACUGAGUCCGAAAAAAGUGUCAAGGAUCAAUUGUCCAGGAAAAAAUCCGCUAAAGUCAGGGUGUCCAGCAAGCAAACAUCUGAUGGCGGUAGCGGCAGCAGCAAAUCAAAGAAGAAAGAACAUGACUCGCAUUUCUCCAUCAAAGCAUCACUUUUCGAUGCGGCACAGAUGGCAUGCAAUAUUGUAGAAAUAACUCAGGAUAGCACACUGCGUCCACAGAAAACCGGAAUUCGCGAUAUCGAAGAAAAAGUAAGUAUCUUCAACUAUAAAUGCGCACAUGAAAGUUCAUUUUCUCGCACUUUUAUAAAUAUGACAGAAAACUGUAACAAAUUUUUUGAUGGUCCCAUACGAUCCAUCGAGUAA
Gongylonema pulchrum is the source of this 402-nucleotide messenger RNA. The record is from the annotation of a GenBank genome assembly. NCBI's taxonomy places the organism in Eukaryota, Metazoa, Nematoda, Chromadorea, Rhabditida, Gongylonematidae.